AUGGUCACAGGAAAUGGAAACGCUCGUUAUCCAACGCCUACGGGCAAUCAUGAUCUUCCCAGUCGUCGCCGAAUCCCUAAUCCUCCUCGCCUUGAUCCCUUGAGAAUCAAUCCUCCUUCACCUUCGCGGCCGUCGACUGCCGGUUCGUCUCGUCGGCCCCCCGUACAUCGCCCUCCGCCGAUCCCUCGUUCCCCUCGAAAGCACCUGGAACAACCGCUGCCCUUGCAUGAUCCCUUCCUGCGCUCCGUUUCCCCUCACCAUGGCACGGGCGACGAAUUCACCAUCUACGGCCCGGCGCUGCGCACGCCAACUUUCCCUAUUCAUCCUCAAGAGCGCCCCUCUAAAACAGCCCGACGAGAUGGCGACGUCGAUCGUCCAUCUCAUCGAAAGACCCCCGGAUUGCGGGCCUCUAAAUCUACAUCACGAUUGAACCCUCGACGUCUUCGCCUCGGGGACAGCCCCUCCAACGAUCCUUUCGUCACGCAUGGGCUCGCAAUACCGCGUCCGCCCCAUGCAUCGUCUGAUGCCCACGGGGAGGACGCGAUGCGCUCGAGCGUCAAUUCCGCUAUGACCUCGCGGUCCAGCAUCGAGCAGACCAGCGGCACGGAGCGCAGCAGCGUUCUGACGAAAAGUAGCUCGAUCACCGAUCUUUCUCCGGACACGCCCGACGGGCCGCACGAGAAGGACGGAGGCAUGAGUGUUGAAGAUGCCAUCUCCAUGUACCUGGACGGGUUCAGCGACGUGACGGAAGAACCUGCGUCGCCAGAGUUCCACGGAGAAACCAAGGUGCGACCAUUGAGUCCGCGUCCGCCCACGGAACUCACCAUCGACGAUGGCUAUACGUCCGAUGAACGUUCGCCGGUCAUGGAUCCGACUGAGGACCUGCCACCGGUACCGCCACUGCCGGCCUUGAGCCCACCAGACCAGAACACGGUGGACAAGCAAUUCCUGGGCGAAGCGAAGCCGGAGGAGCAACCGCCCCAUGAGAUGUUGGAAGAGAGCGGUCCGGAUCCGCCUGCCAACAGCGUCCCAAAGGACACCAAAGUGUUUAUUCCCGGGAUUGUGCCACCACAACUUCUACCGGGAACAGACACUCGGGAUCGCUAUGGAUUCCGGAAAGCUAGCCACCACGUCACCCUGGACCAGUACGAGGCCUGGAACGGCCCCUACACUGCGUUUGCUGCGACUCGGAGGACAAAAUGGGUUGAACUUCUCAGGGAGAGUGGCUUGCCGACCGAGGAUCCCACGACGUUUCCCCCGAAAUCGAACAAGAUGAAGCGUUUUGUGCGCAAAGGAAUCCCGUCUGAAUAUCGAGGUGCGGCCUGGUUCUGGUAUGCCGGAGGCUUUGAACACCUGAAUCGGAAUCCGGGGCUGUACGAUCAACUCGUGAAGCAGGCGAUGGAAUCCCCGAGCAACGACGACAAGGAGCACAUCGAGCGUGACCUGCAUCGCACCUUUCCCGACAACAUUCACUUCAAGCCGGAGGCCCAGGCCAACGACUCUGGUAGCAGCAACCCGAAAUUUUCCUCCGUGACCGUCGAGACGCAGAUGAUCGAGUCUCUACGACGAGUGCUGUAUGCGUUCUCCCUGCACAACCCCCAGGUGGGGUACACCCAGUCGCUCAACUUCAUCACCGGAAUGCUUCUUCUCUUUCUCACGGAAGAGAAAGCCUUCUGGAUGUUGCACAUCAUCACGACGGUAUACCUUCCCGGCACCCACGAGAUCAGUCUGGAGGGAGCCAACAUCGAUCUCUGGCUUCUCAUGGUACUACUGAGAGAAACGCUACCCAAUGCCUACAGCAAAAUUGCCAACACCGGUUCGUCGCCCAGGUCCAAACCGCCCCCGCUGACCGUCCACUCUCGCCUCCCGGACAUCACACUGGGGCUGACCAACUGGUUGAUGUCGGUCUUUAUUGGCACGCUGCCGCUGGAGACGACCCUGCGAGUGUGGGAUGUCUUCUUCUUUGAAGGGUCUAAAACAUUCUUCCGCGUGUCUCUCGCCAUUUUCAAGGCAUGCGAGAGAGAUAUCAUGGCCGUCUCGGACCCGAUGGAGGUAUUCCAGGUCGUGCAGGCAGUACCUAAACGACUGUUGGAUGCCAACCACUUGAUGGAUGAGUGUUUUGCGCGACGAAAUCGCGUGGGACAAGGUCGCAUCGACGAGUUGCGAGCAUCUCGACGGGCGGCCGUUCGACAGGAGAAGCUGCGGCGAUCGCAGGCACUCAGCAAAGGCCAACUCCAGGCUGCCACCGAUGAAUGGACCACUCGCGGCAGAUCGCCGAUCCCCGGGAUCGAACGCAGCAUUGCCGAUGGAUGGCGACAUAUGAGACACCAUGCAUUCCGGUAA
Aspergillus affinis is the source of this 2343-nucleotide messenger RNA. RefSeq names its product putative GTPase activating protein (Gyp3). The transcript has a single exon. Bases 1 to 2343 code for a protein of 780 amino acids. The record is from RefSeq and is a predicted model, not a curated record. Lineage: Eukaryota; Fungi; Ascomycota; Eurotiomycetes; Eurotiales; Aspergillaceae.